Messenger RNA from Ipomoea nil (Japanese morning glory), 1273 nucleotides. RefSeq names its product protein ODORANT1-like. The record is from RefSeq and is a predicted model, not a curated record. Lineage: Eukaryota; Viridiplantae; Streptophyta; Magnoliopsida; Solanales; Convolvulaceae. The coding region runs from base 84 to 1220 and encodes 378 amino acids. The transcript has 3 exons.
UCUUCUCUCUCUCUCCCUCUUUCUGGGUUAAGUUAAAAAGAAACCAUAAACAAAUAACCAUUAUAUUCAUCCUAGAUAUAAGCAUGGGGAGAGCACCCUGUUGUGAUAAAGAUGGACUGAAGAAAGGGCCAUGGACGCCGGAAGAAGACCAAAAGCUCGUUGAUUAUAUUCAGAAACAUGGAUGUGGAAACUGGAGAACACUCCCCAAGAAUGCCGGGCUGCAGAGGUGUGGAAAGAGCUGCCGUCUCCGGUGGACGAAUUAUCUGAGGCCGGAUAUUAAAAGAGGAAGGUUUUCUUUUGAGGAAGAAGAGACAAUCAUUCAGCUGCAUAGUAUAUUAGGAAACAAGUGGUCUGCAAUUGCUGCUCGCUUGCCGGGAAGAACUGACAACGAAAUCAAGAACUACUGGAAUACUCACAUUAGGAAAAGGCUGCUAAGAAUGGGGAUAGACCCUGUCACCCAUAGCCCCAGACUUGAUCUUCUUGACCUUUCCUCAAUCCUUAAUACGCCAUCACCACUGUAUAACUAUCCCUGUCAGCAAAUCAACCUUUCAAGAUUGUUGGGCCUACAACAGCCCUUGCUAAACCCUCAUGUUCUAAGGUUGGCCAGUUCUUUGUUUUCGCCGCCGGUGCAGCAGCAGCGCCACGGCCUGAACCCAGAAUUUGGCUUGCAGAAUAAUAAUGCCGGCGUUGUUCAAGAAAACCAAAUGUGCAAUUUGGAAAACCCGGGAUUUCUGGCCGCCCAAGAUGUUCCGUUUUCUUGCCCACAAUCUGUCACUCAAGAACAAACUGAAUUACCCGUUCAGACAGAUGUUACCUUUUCUCAAAUGACGCAACAGCCUGAUAAUGUGGACCAAUUCCCACCCCACUUUGCCAGCUUCCCAAUAGGAAAUUGCCAAGAAAACGAAUGGCAAAGUAAUGGGAUCCCUUCAAGUUUGACGGAGGACUAUUUGCCAUUAGAAAACUACGGCUACUACCAACCAGCCGCCGCCGAUCCUCAAUCCGUCAUGGAUCCUCCGCCGUCCGACGCUUCCACGUUCUGCCGGAGCUUCCAAUCCGUUUUGUCAACGCCGUCGUCAAGCCCCGCUCCACUGAACUCCAACUCCACGUACAUCAACAGUUGCAGUACUACGACGAUGGACGACGAGAUAGACAUUAGCUACUCCAGCAACUUAAUCGACUUUGAUUACUCAAGUAUUUUGGAAGUUAAUGAAUUCAUGUAAUUGUUCCAAAAUGGUUGAUUCCAAGGAAUAGAUCAGAUAUGAUGUUUAAUUAU